Messenger RNA from Drosophila simulans, 948 nucleotides. RefSeq lists its product as uncharacterized. The coding region runs from base 80 to 919 and encodes 279 amino acids. The record is from RefSeq and is a predicted model, not a curated record. NCBI's taxonomy places the organism in Eukaryota, Metazoa, Arthropoda, Insecta, Diptera, Drosophilidae. The transcript is spliced from 5 exons.
CUUCGUCCAACACUUUAUUUUAAAAUUCCUUGGUAGUAGGUCGGAUUGCAAUAGAUUUACAUUUCUGGAUUAGUGUAUAAUGUUCACAGUGGAUGCAGGCGAAGGAUCAUCAGUUGCAAACGAGACUCCAUUGAAAAGCCAAUUCCACGAGCAGAAGUUAGUGGAGCACUAUUGCCGGCAGACGCAGCUGCUCAAGCUGGUCCAGGGUUCCUCUGGCCGCUUUGUGGCGAACUAUAGGAGCUCCCGGCGGCCAGAGGACCUGCUGGCCCCCAUCCAGCUGCGUCUGGACUUCGAAUACCGGCAACUACUCGAAAUCUCACCACAGCUACUGCAGCUCAUCGUCGAGGAGCCGCUGCAGUUCCAAGAAGCGGUCCGCUACUCGGUUUAUGGCUUGAUCCGCUCACAUCUCAAGGACGCUGGCCUAAAGGCCAUCGAUAUCAACCAGCUGCACGCCCACUGGCGCCUGGUGGGACUGCCCUUUACGCCGGGCCUGCAGUUCGAGCCGCGGGAUCAGUUGAUCCGGCUGGGUUUGUCCCAGAUCCGGGGCAUCCUAGCCGCCUUUACGCCGCAAGAAACACUGGUCUUGCAAUCGAUCUGGUACUGCGGCAGUGGCUGUAUGCGAAAUGCCAUACAGACCAGCUCAACAGAUGCACCCUUUUGUUCGAGCUGCUCGCGGCCCAUGAGUGAAUACCAAAAGCUACGCGUCACUGAAACGUAUCGAAUCUUAGCUAUCUUGCCUAUUUCAGCAGUUCAAACACCUCGUGUCACCAAUUGCCUUCAUCGCCCCAAAUUAGUUCGACUUAGAGCCCACGCCCACGACUGCGAAUUAAAGUUGGGUGCUAGCUACCUAAUCAGUGGAUACUUUGCCAGCUCAGCCAGCACAUAUCAACUGGAAGCAUGUCAUCUAGGAGUAAACUAGAGAACAAAGAUUCUCGUGGGGACAUUCCC